Periophthalmus magnuspinnatus is the source of this 974-nucleotide messenger RNA. RefSeq names its product MORN repeat containing 5 (gene morn5). Bases 256 to 792 code for a protein of 178 amino acids. The record is from RefSeq and is a predicted model, not a curated record. NCBI's taxonomy places the organism in Eukaryota, Metazoa, Chordata, Actinopteri, Gobiiformes, Gobiidae. The transcript has 5 exons.
AUAAAUGGCGACUUGAGAGCAAAAAUGAAACGAAUCUCUUAAAACAUUAAAAUUGCUUUGGUGUUCCUGUAGAUAUUCGCUUAAGAUCUACUCAGGCCCCCAUAUUUACAUUUCCAAAGCAUUCAUGUUGUCAAGUAGCUUACAGACUCCCACCCUAUCUUGCUCCAGUUUUCCCGUUGUCAUGGAGACACCACAUAACAGCUCUCCCAAGUUGCCAGAAGCACUGUGCUCUAAUAUCUCGAAAGGAACAAAUUAAUGGAGUUCAUUGGGAGCAGCUAUGAAGGGGAACAGAAAUAUGGAAGAAUGGAUGGAAAAGGGAGGUAUACUUUUCCAAAUGAGACCCAGUAUGUGGGCGAGAUGAAAAAUGGGAUGUUUCAUGGUAAGGGCAUGUUGUACUUUUCAAAUGGAAGUAAAUAUGAAGCCACUUGGGAAAACGGCAUAUCUAAACAGGGAGUUUUCACGUUUGCUGAUGGGCUACUCUAUCAGGAGAAAGAGUGGGACUACUGUGAUGGUUAUGACCGGCGCUUUUACUCUGAAAGGUGUAAUGGGCUCAGACCUGCAGGAGAAUCCCAACUGACUGAUCAUCAUCCUCCACGUGUCAUUCCCGAUGGCUGUUAUGAUUGUGGUGAUGGAUUCUAUGACCCCUCCACCAGAGUGGUCACCUCAUACACAAGCAGAUUCCUGAGGAAUGCAGAAGACCGUGAGCAUGCGUGGAUCGUACGGACAUGUAGGACAGCCUGGGAGGAAGAAUGCAUUGGAUCCAAUAAUGAGGUCAGCAGCCUCGUGAAAUAAAUAACUCUAUGAAUAUAUGCAAGUACACUUUUCUACUAGGUGGAUUCAUAAGAUUGUUUGGUAAAUGUUUUGAUUGUUUUAAGACAUUUGGGUACUGCCCAAAUAUUAUUUUUCCACACAUGAUUUUCACUUACAGUGACUGAAAAACAACAGUGGUACUUUAUCCAGAAAUUACACCCCAG